Molecule: messenger RNA, 2593 nt
Organism: Ctenopharyngodon idella (grass carp)
Lineage: Eukaryota; Metazoa; Chordata; Actinopteri; Cypriniformes; Xenocyprididae
Gene: jmjd6
Product: jumonji domain containing 6, arginine demethylase and lysine hydroxylase
Exons: 6
Coding region: 122-1333 (403 amino acids)
Biological process (GO): phagocytosis
Cellular component (GO): nucleus; cytoplasm
Molecular function (GO): P-TEFb complex binding; histone H4R3 demethylase activity
Source: RefSeq, a predicted model, not a curated record
CUACAGGGCCUCCAGUGACUGACUAGCCACUCUCCAUAGUGACUUUCUUUGCAUUGGACUUAGCAAUAGCACGCGGGCUAAAAGCGUCACCCAAAGACAAGACGUGUUGAAACGCUGAAGAAUGAACCAUAAAAGUAAGAAACGGAUCAAAGAAGCGAAGCGGAGCGCCAGACCCGAGCUGAAGGACUCGAGCGACUGGACCAAACACGAUUACUGCGAGAGCUUUGAUCUGUCACACAGGACCGUGAAGGACAACGUGGAGCGAGUGGACACCCAGCGCCUCAGUCCAGAGGAGUUCAUCCAGCGCUUUGAGAAGCCGUAUAAGCCCGUCGUUCUGCUCAACUGCCAGGAGUCGUGGCCUGCGCGGGAAAAGUGGACCUUGGAGCGACUCAAGCGCAAAUACCGCAACCAGAAGUUCAAAUGCGGCGAGGACAACGAUGGCUACUCUGUCAAGAUGAAAAUGAAGUACUACGUGGAGUAUUUGGAAUCGACCCGUGACGACAGCCCCCUCUACAUCUUUGACAGCAGUUUUGGCGAGCACGCUAAGCGCCGCAAGCUUCUGGAGGACUACCAGGUGCCCGUUUUCUUCAGGGACGACCUCUUUCAGUUCGCGGGAGAGAAGCGACGCCCACCGUACAGGUGGUUUGUGAUGGGUCCUGCACGCUCUGGAACAGGCAUCCACAUUGACCCUCUCGGCACGAGUGCGUGGAACGCCCUGGUUCAGGGCCACAAACGCUGGUGCCUGUUCCCCACACACACGCCCCGUGAGCUCAUCAAGGUGACGCGAGAGGAUGGGGGCAACCAGCAGGACGAGGCCAUCACCUGGUUCAACGUCAUCUAUCCCCGCACACAGCAGCCCACCUGGCCAGCCGAAUUCAGACCCCUGGAGGUGCUGCAGCACCCUGGAGAGACCGUGUUUGUGCCUGGUGGAUGGUGGCAUGUUGUCCUGAACUUGGACACGACUAUUGCUGUAACCCAGAAUUUUGCAAGUACCACCAACUUCCCCAUCGUGUGGCACAAGACAGUGCGAGGUCGGCCCAAACUCUCCAGGAAGUGGUACCGGAUUCUGAAACAGGAAAGGCCAGAUAUUGCUGCUCUGGCAGAUAAAGUGGAUCUGCAGGAGUCAACAGGCAUCGCCUCAGACAGCUCCAGUGACUCCUCCUCCUCUUCCUCCUCCAGCUCCUCCGACUCUGGUUCAGAGGCUGACUCGGGCUCUGAGGGUGACGCCAUGACCCAUCGCAGAAAGAAGAGGAGAACCUGUGGCCUGAUGGGAAACGGUGACAUCACGAGCCAGGACGACUGCGCGAGCAAAGAGCGCAGUUCGUCUCGGUGACGUCUCGCUCCACACCAGAGGAGCUGCAGCCAUGAUUGUCUCCUGACCCCUCAUGAUAACAAACUCAGACUUAGUGGGCUUUUUGAGAUAAACAAGAACAAAUAAUCCAAAUAUGUGCUUGCUGGAGGAGCAGCUCUGUGGGGAAAGAAGGAAAACCCUUAUCGUGUUGCCUUUGCUGAUGUCAGACUCUGGACAGGAAGCUUGACGUCCCCUCCUGUCCCAGUGCCAAGUUCAUUAAUCUGCGUUAAUGAUGCCGUUUUUAUAUUUCACAGGGGUUAUGCUCAGAUUCGUAUAUCAAAAACCAUCUGAGGUAAUACGGUUGGACCUGAUGUGUAAUGCUGCCUUUAGCUCUUUGAACCUAGAAAAUAGAUUAUUUUAUUACUGAUUCUGCACUUAAACGUGGGUUUCUCUCUCUCUCGGCUGGCAGAAAACUUGCCCAUAAUACUUAAAACUGUUAAACGGCUGUGAUUUGUGCUCACUAAAUCAUGAAGUCUCACAAUUUUAGAUAAAAGUUGAUUCAAAAUGUCUCUUCUGUGAAUUGUCAAAGUGUUGGGUCUGGUUUGACCUGGUUUAGCACUUCACACAGUCCAUUAGCCGUGAGUUCAGUGGUUAAAUUAGCGCAUUUGACUGAAAUACGAGGUGUUUUUCUUUUUAUAAACGUUCUGCGUAGGUGAAACACUAGAGGGCGCUAAUGCUUAUUUAUUAUACAGUGCACUAUGAGCCACACGAAAGAGGGGGUUUUCCUGUCGAAGGGAAAAAAGUGACUAGCCUGUAAUGUCUUAAAGUUUUGAAAUCAUUAUUUUAACAGAAGGUAAUAGCGUAACUCCAAAACUGGUAACCUGUCGUGACCUAAACUUGUUUCAGGGCUACAAUAAUGGACUUUUAUGUUGUGAUGGGUGUGAGGCGUUUAAUGGUCAGAGUGAGUGUUGUUGAAAUGUUUGUGAUGGUAACCACGUAUCAAGAAGAAAGAUGUGGUUAAAAAGUGCCUAUUUUUACCUGAUGUUGGUUGCUUUGAGCUCUCAUAUUUCUCAUAGCUGCGGUUUUGAAUUGCAAAUAUUACGAUUUAAAACAAUGGACUGUACACUUACAUGAAGCCGGCCGUUCUUGUUGCUCCAGAUCUUCUGUGUUUUCUCUCUAGGGUAUGUUCUCUUUUGAGCUCCUCAUGUUCCAUCUUCAGCUCUGGUUCAGUCAUGUGACACCUUGAUGUUGCUGAGAUCAAAACUAAAUGAAUGAUAAUUGUUUAAUAAAAGUUUCUAUGUA